AUGGUGGCUGGGGCAAGUGGAGGAGGCCAGUGGGCGGCACUCCGCAAGGGCCGGGCGGUGGCUGCAAGAGUCGGCAGGUGGCCAGAGCGCCGGCGGCAGGGGCCAGGGAGCUGUGGUGGCGGCAGGGGCCAGAAAGCUACGGCGGCUGGGGUUGCAGCGGUGGUGGGGGGGGCCACAGGCAGGAAGGCCAACGGUGAGGGCCGGCAGGGCCGCAGGGAGGUGGAGGCCGGGAAGCAAGGUCGUCGGAAGGCGGGGCCGUCAGAAAGCAAGGGCCGGAGGACGCCCAAUGGGCCCGCUCUGUCAUUGGUGGUGGGGGCCUGCAUGAUGGCAGGGGGUCCCACGGUGUGGAUCCACCUAACUGCAGAGAAGGUGUUGGAACAGGUUAGGAGAGAACCUCGUUGUGGUUUCCAAGAGACUAGGAUAAAGAUGCCUCCUCCAAAUGUUGCUCAAAAGUAUCCACACUCAAGUCAAAUUGUGAUGAAUGAUCAUGUGGAGAAUGAACAAGAGGAUCCAAAAGUUCCUAAGCGAUAA
This is a messenger RNA of Cryptomeria japonica (Japanese cedar), 531 nucleotides long. RefSeq lists its product as uncharacterized. Bases 1 to 531 code for a protein of 176 amino acids. The transcript has 4 exons. NCBI's taxonomy places the organism in Eukaryota, Viridiplantae, Streptophyta, Pinopsida, Cupressales, Cupressaceae. The record is from RefSeq and is a predicted model, not a curated record.